This is a messenger RNA of Cetraspora pellucida, 437 nucleotides long. The record is from the annotation of a GenBank genome assembly. NCBI's taxonomy places the organism in Eukaryota, Fungi, Glomeromycota, Glomeromycetes, Diversisporales, Gigasporaceae.
CAAUAGUGACUUCAAAACCUGAAGCUAAAGAUUUACUUUGCAUAUUUGAUUCUCUUGCAGAUAAAUAUUCAGAUAGUCAGCUAAUACAAUGUGAAUACUUUUCUGAAUUAAGUUUAUUACUUGAUUCUUUAGAAAAUUACUUAUUAUAUGAAAAGCAUUAUAAUCAGAUUAUUGCUAAAAAUUCUUUUAUUAAUAAAUUACAAGAAAAUAUUAAAAAUAAGAACAAUGUUGAAUUAAAAACUUUCAGUAAUUUUGAAGUUCAAGUAUAUUUACCUAAUCCCAAAUAUGAAAAACUUCUUAAUAAAAUUAACAAAUUAGAAUGUGUUAAAGGACAGUUAUUAUCUGAAAAUGAAUUAUUAAAAAAGAAAUUAAACAAAAGAUUCAAUGAUCAACAAGAUCAUAUUGAAGCCAUAAUUAAUAUCACCAAAAAGGAAUGA